Messenger RNA from Aspergillus brunneoviolaceus CBS 621.78, 2191 nucleotides. RefSeq lists its product as uncharacterized. NCBI's taxonomy places the organism in Eukaryota, Fungi, Ascomycota, Eurotiomycetes, Eurotiales, Aspergillaceae. The coding region runs from base 447 to 2036 and encodes 529 amino acids. The record is from RefSeq and is a predicted model, not a curated record. The transcript is spliced from 2 exons.
UGCAUCUUUCUUCCUUGUUUUCCAACCCCAGGUUCAUCUCACUCUCUCAAAGCCGAUUUCCUUGGCUGGGCGGGGGCGGAACCACGGCCGGGUCAUGAUUACAUAUUCUCAUCGUAUUUCUAGAAAUAUUCCCCGAUUACGGCCAAAUCCCGACUUCUCCUCCAACGGUGUUUUGUCAGCGAAAAUCGAACGGUCCCAUUGUCCGCCUGCGGAAUCGCCCUCCUCCUCCUCCUCCCCCCAAUCCCUCUUCUUCUUUUCUCUCACCAUCCUCUUUCCUUUCUUCUAUCUUUCUCCUCCAGCUCUUCUCAUGUAACGGCCGCUCGAUGGCCUUCCGCUCGGCAUCUGUCUGCUUUUCCGCUGGGAUCCACUGAUCGCAUUCCCCGCGCAUGUCUCCGUCAGCAUGCCCCGCGCUGGAUGGGCGGCCGGCGGUCUCCCAGCGGCCUUCAAUGGAUAGCACUGACACCAUCAUUGUCGGGAACGGCCCGUCAGCCAUGAUCCUGUCCUACAUCUUCCAUGGUCAUAUUCCCUACUAUCAAGCCGAUCCGCCGCACCCGGAUCCCCUGCUGCAUGCCAAGCUGCUGCAGAAACCGGCCCUGCUUCAGGCCGACGUGAACAAGCUGACUGAGCAUUUUGCCGCCUCGCGCUUGUCCUACUCGACCCAGGCCCUGCCGGUCAAUGUGCUCCUCGACACCCUGGUGCGACCCAGUCUGGACGUCGAGGAGCUGGAGUGCGUCACCAACGUCGAAUGGCGGUACGAGCCUGAAAAGGCCGUGCCUCAUUUGGUGUUUGGCGACGCCGCGUGCGCUGGCGGUCAAUGGACCGAGAAUCCCAUGCCUGCGAGCUGGGACAUCCAGACCCUGAGCUAUGCAUCGAUGUUGUCGCUGCCGGGGUAUUCGUUCGCCGACCACCACCGUGCAGUGACCGGGAAGGAUCUGCCGGAAUUUACGCGGCCCAGCCGGCAGGAGACGGCGGAUUACUUCCGUCGGUAUCCCGGGGCCGUGCACAUCGGCGAUGUCUUCCGCUUCAACGAAACCCUGUCGGGGAUCUCGCGCACGGACCAGGGCUUCUAUAUCCGCUCCCACAAUCUCCAUUGUAAACACCUGGUCCUGGCCACGGGGAUCUUCACCGAGGUGCUGCAGCCGAGUCCACUGCUGCAGCCCUUGCGGUCCCUCGAACCGGUCCCCUCCAUCCCGUUGCUGGUGAUCGGCUCGGGAUUCUCUGCGGCCGAUGUCAUCAUCUCCGCCCCUAAGGAUCAAAAGAUCUUGCAUGCCUUCAGGUGGGAUCCAGAAGGCCGGCCAUCUCCUCUACGGGGCUGUCAUCACCAGGCUUACCCGGAAUAUGCCGGAGUGUACCGUUUGAUGAAACGGGCGGCGUUGGCGGCGGCCCCAGCACCGCCCAAACGGGGCAAGAUGCGACGGACGACGUCAACGCCGUUUCUAGAAUCGCGGAAAUGGGACGACGUCUACGAGGGUCUUCCCAAUCUGGAGAUUGUCAACGUCGAGAUGGAGGCCGACCAGGCGCUCGUCACGUUCCGUCAGCCCGACGGGCCAACCUUCGUCCGUGCUAUUCGUGGGCUGGUCUAUGCCACGGGCCGUCGCGGUACACUGAAGUAUCUCGAUCCUUCUCUGCUCGCGGAAGUCUUGGGUCGCACAGACGCGGACUCGAUUGUCACCAACCAGACUCUACGUGACAAAGCACUCAAUGACAUGGAGGUGGCGCCGGAUGUCUUCGUCAUUGGGAGUUUGACCGGAGACUCUCUGAUCCGGUUCUCCUACGGGAGCUGCGUCCAGGCGGCAGGCAAGGUCAUCGGAGCGUCAACGGGACAGGACUGGGUUUGGAACAGCUCGGCUCAUACCUCGCGUCCAUCCUCGUCCUCCGUGGGGGUUCUGCGGGGGCUUGACGGACAUGACGUCUAUCCGGCCGGGGCAACUUGGUCCCAGGGCGACGAGGAUCGAUCGGUGUUAUAUACGAUCCCGGAGCGGAUCUUGCCCGGCGGACUAUGGAAAUGGCUCCGAAAAUGGUGGAAUGUGAAUUGAUAUGGGUAUGGUGUACAUGAUAAGAUCUUAUGUACAAAGGCCAUAGAUCUGGCCACGGAUUGCACUGUUUAUAAUAGACAUGAUCUACUGCGUAGAUUGCAUAUAGCUGUGGCGGUUUAUAAAGCCAGAGAUAUGAUACUUGCUCAAACUUGAAU